UAUCUGAAGAGUGAAGAAGAAGACCCUGCAAAUCUAGGAAGAGGGCCAAUCGCGAACCCAGAAAACCCAUCACCGGAAGUCCGUCGCCGAGGGCAGUGAGAUCCAUCGCCAGCCUCCUCUUCCGUCGCAACCCUCAGCCGAUUUGGAGGAGAAACUCACGCUAAAACAGGUUUUUGGAAUAUGGGAACUAGCAAAACGGAAGUAAAUUUAAGAAGAUUACUCGCUGCUGCGCCUAAACAGCAGAACCAAGGAAAGCUUGUUCAUUAUGUUGCCACUUUACGAGAACAAUUAGAACAACUAGCUGAAGAAAGAACAGCAGAAGGCUUACCAAGAGUUUCAAAAGCUGUGGUGAGCGACUAUUCAGAAAAGAUUGAAGCCAUUGCUUCAAAAUUAAGUUCCAUGGUGCCAGAUUUGGAAGUUCCCCAAGAGUCCUUAGAAAGUACUUCCAUUAAAGGAAGCUCCUUUGUAGUGGAAGAAGAAAGUCGUAUAUCUCCUUCUCCAGGACUGAGAAGGAGAUCUGUGCCUGCCUCAAAUUUCGAAGCUAAAGCUGAGGCCAAUGAUGUUAAUUCUUCAACACCUGUCAAAUUGGAUGCCAUGGCACAAGCACACAUAGAAAAGCACAGGAAGCUUCAAGAGGACUUAACAGAUGAAAUGGUUGGGUUAGCUAGACAACUAAAAGAGAGUAGCCUUUUGGUGAGCCAGUCAGUGCAAAACAGUGAAAAGAUACUUGAUUCUACAGAAGAGGCCAUUGAACGUAGCUUGGCAAGCACUGGUCACGCAACUUCCCGCGCCUCGGAAAUAUACUCAAAGAGCUCUGCAACAUCAUGCCUCACCUGGCUUUUGAUGUUUGUAAUGAUGUGUAUCUUCAUUAUGGUGGUGCUCUUGAUUCGUGUCACUUGAGCUUAGGAAGAUCCUUUCUCCAUUUCCUCAAGUCCUUUAUUUCUAAUUAUAUUUAUAUUCCAAAGUAUAGUCUUCUUUUUUCCUUUUUCAAAUGUUCAUAUAGAAAAUGUGAUUAGGAUUACAUGCAUUUUAUUAUAGCUUCAUUAUUCAAACGAAAGGAAAACAACUUUUUUCGGUGCCUAGGAUUUCAUGAUUUGGUGUAUAAUAUUUGAUCUAACUCCAUUGUUUUAUUUUUUUAUAGAUAUGAUUUGUUGUUGUU
Molecule: messenger RNA, 1159 nt
Organism: Humulus lupulus (European hop)
Lineage: Eukaryota; Viridiplantae; Streptophyta; Magnoliopsida; Rosales; Cannabaceae
Exons: 8
Coding region: 181-900 (239 amino acids)
Biological process (GO): retrograde vesicle-mediated transport, Golgi to endoplasmic reticulum
Cellular component (GO): endoplasmic reticulum; SNARE complex
Molecular function (GO): SNAP receptor activity
Source: RefSeq, a predicted model, not a curated record